Messenger RNA from Sebastes umbrosus (honeycomb rockfish), 1759 nucleotides. Its product is annotated as T-cell surface protein tactile. NCBI's taxonomy places the organism in Eukaryota, Metazoa, Chordata, Actinopteri, Perciformes, Sebastidae. The transcript has 7 exons. Gene Ontology annotation, biological process: cell-matrix adhesion; inflammatory response. The record is from RefSeq and is a predicted model, not a curated record. The coding region runs from base 106 to 1467 and encodes 453 amino acids.
UGUUCUCUGUUUCACAGUGUCUACCCCACUCUCUAACCUCAGCCGACAGUCUGCUCUGUCUGUCUUUUGCUGAGUCCCUCAAUGGAUUCAGCUUGAUUGAUCGUAAUGAGUUUGGGGAGCUCAAACAUGGCUGGAGGUGCCCUGGGAACGGCCUUCUCUCUCCUGCUCCUUGCCUCUAUUAUACAAGGGCUCCGGGAAGUCGAGGUGUUCCAUAAUGAAAAGAUGGAGGCGGUAGAGGGCCAGAACGUUACCUUAACCUGCACUGUAAAAAACAGUACCGACCUCAAGAUCGCCAGCAUUGGAUGGAGCAAGAACAAAAAAACAAAGCUGGCUCUGUUCGACCAAAUUUAUGGAAUCCAUCUGUUUUGGCCUAACGUCACAAUGCUGACUUAUCUGAUUGAGAACAAUACGAUGGGUUCGCAUCUACACCUUUAUGGGGUAACUAAACAGGACAGUGGUGUCUAUGGUUGUGACUUUUCAACUUUUCCUCUGGGGUCCAUCAGGAGAGAAACAGAGCUACAGAUCAAAGAUGAUGUUAAAAUAAUGUGUGACGCGGACGGCGUUGUCGAGGUCCACACGGGAGAAAAUGUGACCAUUCGCUGCCGAGCGUUCCCUGAUGCAACGUACAAGUGGGCCAAGAACAAGACGCUGGUGUCAGAGAAUGAAUCUCUGGCGCUCUGGUGUGUGACUGAUGCUCACACAGGGGUUUAUACACUGACUGUCAACACGGGAAACAAAAGUCUGCAUAAAGAGUUUGUCGUCACGGUGCUAACAGCAACCACAAGCUUAAGGACAGAUCUUGUGACAGUACCGGCGCAGUCUAAUGUAACUGAGGCGGGUUUGAUCGAGCUAGCAGACAGCGACCUUACCACAUCACCAACUUGGACCACGAAUAUGGACACCGAUGUAACGCAUGAUAAUCCAAAUGCCAGAAAUGUCACAGCUGGAGAGCACAUGGCCUCUUUAACAAAUUCUACACAUAUCAGUUUCACGUCACCCCCUGGCACACACACGGAGCCCGAUCGCUUUAACCACUCCACUGACCAGGAGAUAAACCCGACUCCCAAUGUAAACACAUCCAGCAAUCUGUCCACAACAUUAAGUUAUGGUAAUAAGGUGUUCAGAUCAACACCGGAGACAAGGAAUGAGUCCACGGGAGGCAAUCCUGUUGCAACUCUGAGCACGGGAAGUACAACGAUAGUCACUGAGGAUGAAGGUGGUGAACGGAGUCAUCUGUUGUUAAUCAUCGUUCCAAUCGUGGUAUUGAUCGCCUUGGCUGGCUUCCUCUACAUGAGACAAACUAUGAAGGAGAGGAUGGAUCUACCGCCUCCGUUCAAACCCCCUCCUCCUCCAGUCAAGUACACAGCUGUAACACACCGUGAGAUUUCAACACAGCAAUUCCCCACUUCAAGGUGUAACUCAGUGAUGGAACUUAAAGAUACGAAACAGAUUAUUAUUAAUAUGUAAAGCCUAAUAUAUUGCCACAAUGACAGUUGAUGAAUUGCAUUCAGUACUUGUGGAGCUAUAAACUGCAUCCUAUCUUAGCUAGAUGCAGCAUUACAAAGUGUUCUACUUGCAGUUGUGGUCAGUUUCAAACUGCAGUUACGAAACAGUUGCAGGCAAUUGUGCAAAUGUGUGUGUAUAUCUAGUGUGGGUUCUGUGCUAUUGUAUAUAAAAUGGUUUUAUUUUUGUAUAUUAAAUGUAUUCAAUUUCACCAUUAUGUUUCUAACAUUUGACAAUAAAAGCUGAUUUAACUUGA